Molecule: messenger RNA, 2761 nt
Organism: Olea europaea var. sylvestris
Lineage: Eukaryota; Viridiplantae; Streptophyta; Magnoliopsida; Lamiales; Oleaceae
Product: scarecrow-like protein 6
Exons: 2
Coding region: 408-2519 (703 amino acids)
Biological process (GO): regulation of DNA-templated transcription
Cellular component (GO): nucleus
Molecular function (GO): sequence-specific DNA binding; DNA-binding transcription factor activity
Source: RefSeq, a predicted model, not a curated record
CAGCGACCACAGAGAGAGAGAGACAGAGAGGAGAGAGUAGGUCCACUUUCUCUUCCUUUUUUUAUGAUGCAAGCCUCCAGCUCCAGGGCGAAACAGGGAAUGGUACACAGUACAGUACUGCAAUUCAAAGGGGCUUCAACGGGGAAGAACACAAAACAAACCAAUAGAUAAAGGGGAAAAAGAGAGAGACGGAGCAGAUAUUUAAAAAGUAAAGAGAAGAAGACUGUUGAGAAAGCAGGUUUUUUUCUAUUUCGGCUAAUGGGUCUCUCAAGAGAUUCAUGGCUUUGAUUUUUCUUUUGAGAAAACCAUUCAAGAAAUUGACGAAAAGGGGAAGAAUUUACAAACCCAUUUUCGAAGAAAUUGGCGAAAGGAGGAAGAAAUUACAAACCCAUUUUUGAAGCACAAAGAUGAUAGGAGAACAAUAUAACAACAAUUUGCUACCGAAUGGUGGUGCUUCUUCAGUUUUUGUUUCUCCUGCUUCUCUACUGGAAGUAAACUGUAAGAAAAGUGCAAACUUUACAGGCAAUGAACCCAUUUCUGUGCUGGAUACAAGGAGUCCAAGCCCCUCAACGUCUACAUCUACUCUCUCCUCUUUUAAUCAGCCAACAGCCACCGCUGCCAGCGUUGGAGUUGGAGGUGAAGGAAAUGAAGGCCUGAUGGCUAACUUGAAGCCUGGUGAUAAUUCUGGCAUGGAGUUGAGUCAUGGGUUGGCUGAAAAAUUUAACCUUGGACAGGAAGAUUGGGAGAAAUUGUUGUCUGAAUCUGCAGUCCAAGAUCAGGUUCUUCUCCAGUGGAUUGCCGGCAAUUCCGAGGAUUCUCCGGUGAUUUGUGGAUUUGAGGCCUUGGCUACCGGUGGCUCUGCCAUUUCACCCGUUGGUAAUGUUUUUUCGAGCCCGAAUCCUUCUGCUUUAGGCCCUUUUGGUUCUGAAUUUUCUUUGAGUGAAAACUCCAAUGUUGAAAAAAUUGGUAACUUUGUUACAUCUUUGCCUCUUAGCGUAAAUUUUGAACAGCAAUUUGGUACAUUAGAACAGAAGGCGCAGAUUUUUAACCAACAGGUUCAAAAAGCAUCAAAUCUGAACAUUUUGAGCUUGAACCCUUCAUUUUAUGGUACUCAACAAGAUUAUCACCCCCAUUUUCAGCGACAGUCAAAACGUUGUAAUCUGGGCAACAUGAAUUUAAACUUAGGCUCUGAGAAUGCAAGCAGUACUUUUGUUGAUCUGGGUCAUGAAAUGUUGCUCCCAUCACAGUCACAGUUUCCUCAAAUGGAGCAGCCUCCCGUGGGUUAUUGUCAACAGCCUAAUUUUAUCCCUCUGAGUCAACUUCAGGAGAAGCCAUUAUUGGUUCCCAAACAAGAGACAAAUGGUGGCAAUGUUGAGAAAAUGGUGGCCCACCACCAUCGCCAGCAGCAGCCACAACAGCAGAUUGCAUAUGACCUGGUCUAUAAGGCUGCUGAGUUGAUUCUGGCUGGAAAUUUCUCUUACGCGCAAGAGAUAUUGGCGCGGCUCAAUCAUGUGCUCAUACCCAUAGUGAAGCCAUUUCAAAGGUCUGCUUUUUAUUUCAAGGAGGCUUUGCAAUUGGCCCUUUUAAUGUCCAACCCAAACGCCUCUCCAACAAUGAGGAAUCCCACACCAAUUGAUGGUAUGUUCAAGAUGGGUGCUUAUAAGGUUUUCUCUGAGGUUUCACCCAUUAUCCAAUUCAUGAAUUUUACUGCUAACCAGGCCCUUCUUGAAGCUCUUGACUACGCAGAACACAUACAUAUUAUAGAUUUUGAUAUUGGUUGUGGUGCUCAGUGGUCCUCUUUUAUGCAACAGCUACCUACGAACAAUAGAGGAUUAGCCUCGUUAAAGAUUACAGGCUUUGCUUCUCCCUCAACCCACAAUCCGGCCGAGAUUAGCCUCAUGCAUGAAAAUUUAACCCAGUUUGCUAACGAUCUCGGGGUUAACUUUGAGCUUGUGGUAGUGAAUGUUGAUUCUUUUGACCCAAAUUCGAGUCCAUUGUCCUCUUUCCGGGAAUCAGAGAGUGAGGCCAUUGCUGUUAACUUUCCUAUCUGGUCGUUUGCAAGUCACCUGUCUCUACUAUUUCCAUUUCUCUGCUUCAUAAAGAAGCUUUCACCAAAGAUCUUGGUUUCUUUGGAUCGCGGAUGUGAACGAGUUGACCUCCCGUUCUCAUGCCACAUUCUUAACAUGCUUCAGUACUAUGAAGCUCUACUGGACUCUAUUGAUGCUGCUAAUAUUCCUUCAGAUUCUGCUAGCAAAAUUGAGAAGUUCCUCUUCCAACCUGGGAUUGAAAGUACUGUUUUGGGCCGUCUUCACUACCAUGCCCCGAUGCCUCCAUGGAGGAGUCUUCUUUCUUCUGCAGGAUUCUUGCCCGCUUCAAUCAGUAACUUUGCUGAAACUCAGGCUGAAUAUUUGGUGAAGAGAACCCGAGUAACCGGAUUUCAUGUAGAGAAGAGGCAGACAUCACUUGUGUUAUAUUGGCAGCAAUGGCAGCUCAUGUCAAUUUCGACUUGGAUAUGCUGAGGGUACAGUUCGUAUGUUUGCCAAGGUUUUAGCUUACUCUCCACAACUGGAAAUCAUUUUACUAAACUGGAUUUCAAUUAUAGCAUCUCAUAUGCAAGUUGAUUGUUGUGAAUUAUAUUGCUUUGUUCUCACCUGCUUUUGUUUAUGUAAUAUUGACUUUAGUCAAACUUAUUGAGAAAAAACUUGCUUUCUAAUGCUUUAUAAUUUUACUCUUGUGAAUGCAUUGCUGCUAGGUUCUAAUU